AUGAGUCGUUCCCGCAGUGUGGCUGUGUUACCCUCCACCGUACAGAAACAACAGCCUGUUGGUUCAACAACCAUGAAUACUACUGUAGAUCACACCACCAUUCCUUCCGAAUCAUCAUCAUCCAAUCAUUCACUUUCUUCACCACGUUCAUCCUCUGGUGGUGUUUCUAGACUCUUUGAAUGUUGCUUCUUUUUGAAAUAUCGUGAAAAUAGUGUUCUCACUGAUUUAGAAUUUGAUUAUCCGAAAGGUUAUUUCCAUCGAUUCAAUGUUCAACAAUACAUUUCAAAACUCUCUGUUCUCAAUACAUACUCAAAUGUCAUACUUUAUAGAAUUAGCAAUAUCAAUUUAUAUUGUAAAUAUAUUCCGAGAGUGGGUAUAUUAGGCUUUAUAUCAAGGAGUCAACCCUAUUAUUCUUUAUAUAAUCAAUUGAUAUUAAUCGUAUAUUCAAGAAUGAUAUUAUUACAACAAAUGGGUGAUCCGUUGAUGAACAAUAUCACUCCUUUUUUAGAGUACUUGUAUUACUUUCAGCCAUAUCCUAGAUUCGGAGAGAAAUUUCUCAUUCGAUUUGAUACCAAAAAUAGUAUACUAGACUCAUCUCAUUAUUUAAGAAGACCAGCCAUUGAUGAAUUUACAUCCAAUGGUGAAAUUAAUUUAUUGAAAUUUAAACCAUUCAUUACGAACAAUGUGGAUGAUUUUGUAAUACUUUACAAGUAUUUACUCUUGGACAAGUUCAUUCUCUCAAGUCCUACGAGUAGUGAAAACACAUUGUCUGUUCCUUCAACAACCACAACUUGUAAUACAUCAUCAUCACUGCCACCCAUUGUUACAGCAGCUUCCAAUCAUCCAAUCAAAAUUGUGGUCUAUACUCGAAAUUCUUCAAGUAUUUUAGAAGUCAUGAAUUUCAUCUACUCUAUUCUAUCACUCAUGUAUCCAUUCAAAUAUUGUGGAGAUAUCAUUCCAUACUGUGAUGAAAACAAAAUAUUAGAAAGUAUCAUUACCAGUCGUCAUACGAGUUCCAUUGUUGGAUUUUUACAAAAAGAUUUCAACAUGGAAAAGUACCAUCAUGUCCAUCAUGUGAUACUAUUCAACAUGGAUGAAGGCAAAAUUGUGAGCACUCACGUGAAAGAACAUUGCAAUUCAUUUGUUUCACUACCAAAAGAGAAUAGAAUGAAAUCCAUGCUUAGAAAUAACAUUCCCAAAUACAACAGUAAUGCAAGAAUUUUAGAAUUUUUUGUCAAAUGUAUGGCCAAUUGGUUUGGAAAUUAUCGAUAUCAUUUUAGAAUGAAUGGAACAACGCUUGAAUUUGACUAUGGACAAUUCUUGAAAGAUUAUGAUUACUUUGCUGAAGGAUCUAUUGCAUUUUAUCAAGCCAUUUCAAACACUCUUUCAUUUAAGAUAUUUUUGGAAGAGCGAACAAAAUUGGUCAAUGAUUAUGCUACAUUCCAAAUUCAGAAAAUACAGUUUGGACCAUUCGAACAGGAGUGUUUCAAAAACAAUCCUAGAAUAUUUACAAAUGCAUCGACACAGGUCAAUAUUUUAAUGGGUGGAGCAAAAUCAGGUGAAACCUCAUCAGCGUCAAGUGCUUCCAAUGUUAAAAUUCAACAUCAUAUUCCUUCAACGACAAACAGUAAUAAGAGUUUGAGCCAUACGAAUGGUAGCAGUGCAACGACCAUGACAACAACAACCUCGACUACUACUACUUCAAGUAGUGGUACUUCAAACACAUCGUCAUCCACGAUGCAUAACAGCUCUUCAAGUAGUGUCAGCAGUACCUCCAGUGGAUUUUCACUCAAACAAUUAUUCUUUAAAAAGACAGCCUCUGGUCCUCCAGCUGUUGGAAGUGGUGUACCAAAUAUCAACUCAACAACUACUACAAGUACCACAAAUACUUCAAAUUUAGAUUCAAGUUUUGAUGAAAAAUCACAUGCCAUGGAAAGAGCAUCAUUUUCUGAUGUUGAACCAAUGACUUCAAGUUUUGGAACUAAAAUUGUUGGCGAACUGCAAUUUAGUAAGGAGAAUCAAUUGGCUGUAUCUUUCUACUGCAAAGAAAGUGAUGCUGCUAAACCUAAAUUUUCAUUUACAGAGUUCCAUCAAAGUGUAAAACCACCAAAGAAGUAUCUUCCAUCUUCAGAAGAUGGUAAGAAAGUACUUUCAGAAACUAGUAACGGUACUGGUAGUACAAAUUCAACUAACAGCAAAUCAGAACUUGAUUUGAUCAUGAAUGAUGAAUACCCAAGUGAUGGUGAGGAGGAAGAAGCCUCUUCUCCAGUGCCCAAUGGACUUGUUGAACCAACCACGGAUGUUGAUGACAUUAACAAUGUGGACAAUGACGAUUUACCAAUGCCACUCUCAUCAAGAGCCUCUACACCAGCUGAUGAAUUUUUCAAUUAG
Molecule: messenger RNA, 2391 nt
Organism: Naegleria lovaniensis
Lineage: Eukaryota; Heterolobosea; Eutetramitea; Acrasida; Naegleriidae
Exons: 1
Coding region: 1-2391 (796 amino acids)
Source: RefSeq, a predicted model, not a curated record